AUGUCCUUUAAGUGCCUGCAGUGCAGCAAGUGCUUUAGUCUAGCAGGAGACCUAAGGAGUCAUCAAAGAGUUCACAAUGGGCAAAAGCCUUACAAAUGUAAAGAGUGUGGCAAGUGUUUUAGCCAAGACAGAACCCUAAGGAUUCAUGAAAGAGUUCACACUGGGGAAAAGCCUUAUGAAUGUAAACAAUGUGGCAAGUGUUUUAGCCGAGCAGAAACCCUAAGGAUUCAUGAAAGAGUUCACACUGGGGAAAAGCCUUAUGAAUGUAAACAAUGUGGCAAGUGUUUUAGCAGAGCAGGAAACCUAAGGACUCAUGAAAGAGUUCACACUGGGGAAAAGCCUUAUGAAUGUAAACAGUGUGACAAGUGUUUUAGCCGAUCAGGAGCCCUAAGGUUUCAUGAAAGAGUUCACACUGGAGAAAAGCCUUAUGAAUGUAAACAGUGUGACAAGUGUUUUAGCCAAGCAGGAAAUCUAAGGACUCAUGAAAGAGUUCACAAUGGGGAAAAGCCUUAUGAAUGUAAACAGUGUGGCAGGUGUUUUAGAAAUACAGGAACCCUAAGGAGUCAUGAAAGAGUUCACACUGGGGAAAAGCCUUAUGAAUGUAAACAUUGUGGCAAGUGUUUUAGAAAUGCAGGAACCUUAAGGAGGCAUGAAAGAGUUCACACUGGGGAAAAGCCUUGUGAAUGUAAGCAAUGUGGCAUGUGUUUUGGCCGAGCAGCAAACCUGAGGAGGCAUGAAAGAGUUCACACUGUGGAAAAGCGGUACGAAUGUAAACAGUGUGACAAGUGUUUUAAUGUAGCAGGACACCUAAGGAUUCAUGAAAGAGUUCACACUGGAGAAAAGCCUUACAAAUGUAAACUGUGUAGCAAGUGUUUUAGCCAUGCACCUAGCCUGAGGAGGCAUGAAAGAAUCCACACAGCACUCUAUUAAACAUUGGUGUCGAAGUUGUGCACUCUGUCAUCACUGCGAAACACAGCUGUUGGAAUUGUCAAGAGGAGAUGAGUUGUGAGGCUCUUCUUCUUCAACAUUAUGAAAACCAAGGAACCUAUGUUUGUGAAGAUGAUUCUGUCAGUUAAAAUACCCUCUCAUGUCUUUUGAGGUUUUCUUCUAUUGGUUACGUUUUGGUCUUUGAACAACAUUUUUAUGUGGCUUUAGAGCAUUUUCGUUGGUGUUAAACGACCCUUUCGGUUAAAGUCGCACAGCAGAAAUCGUACCAUUCCAGUGUAUUGAAUAUCAAGCACGGCAACAUUAACGCCGUUGUCUUACUGGACCUCAAAAAGGGAGUGCUUACCAUUUGUACGGAAAUUUCGGUGAAAAAUUUCGGUCAAAUGGUACUGGCAUUUUGUUUGGCACAGCAAAGAGGAACGGGAUUGAGUUGUACCAUUUACAAAAUACCGAUAAAUUUUUCUCUCCCUCUCAAGAUGAAGCCUGGCACGGUCGGUCGUGUCGGUAAAAACGGGAAAAAUGUAAUACCUCGAAAUGUAGUACUUGUUUUCCGGAAAAUUUCCACCGGGAUGAACCGUUCCAUUUGAACUCUCCCCGGAAUUUCCGGGUUUUCCAUACAAAUGGUAAUUUCUCAGGCUGUUGAUACGGUUGACCAUACCUCACGAUUAUCUAACCUUGACUGCGGUAUAACCGGCCCUGAAGGAGACAGGUUCAGAUCAUACCCUUCAAAGUUGAAUUGGGUACGCAAAGUCUGUAGCUUUUCGGUUUUAUUUGGCUGUUUGACGAAGUGAGAGCCGAAUCUCGCGAUUACUUCGAUUUCUUUGAUUUAUUCUUUAACUUGGCUUUCCCGGGGUUUGAACCGACUCACCUGUGUGACCCGUCAGAUCAGGGGAGACUCUAAGUUGAGGGAUUAGCCGAUUGCGCUACUGCGACCCAAGGUAGUUCGGAAUGUGAAAAAUAGUUAUGAAAUUAUGCACUAGUUUCGGGACAAGAUUGGGCGUGCAAGUUCGUGACUUUUCGGCUUGUUUCGACUAUUUCACGAAAUGAGACCGGACUAUUCUUGAGAUCACCUCGCGUUUAGUCUUUAAUUACGCGAGGAAUAAAUAGAGCAUAUUACGUGGCCGCGCAGAGACUAGACUUUCAAAAAAGUCCUUCGCCGGAUUUACAAGGCUCGCUCCGCUCGCCAAGAGGUCGACUUGUAGCAAGUCUACGCAGAGGCACGAAAUUUCUCUUCGAGUGUUGAAAAACAUUUCACGAGUGAGCCCUUCUUUCAAACUGCUUUGUGAUGAAUUUAAAGUUACAAAAUGCUGCAAAAAAGACGUUUUGUCUUUGUUGAGUGUUACGUAGUAAAAUUGCUUUAAUGCGUUGUGUGACUUUCUCGAACGUUCUCCAUGUUUUUGGAUUAUUCAUGAAUAUUUUUACAUUUCAGCAUGAGUCAGCAGAUUUGCAUCCGUUGCUGAAAUCAUAAAAUAUGUCGAAAAGCUACUACUGUUGGCGUGUUUAGUAUUUUCACGAACCUUAUGUCAAACGGUAUACAAGUUCCAAGCGAGUUCUUUUCACGAACUAAGUUUUUUCCCACGAGCUGAAGUGCUGGGUUUAGUCAAGUGUGACGAAGGUCGAUUUUCAAGUUCUGUGUUUACAAGUUGGCGGAAGCCGUAAGAUAUCUGAAGUUCAAGUAGUUUUACUUAAGUUCAAGUCAAGUCUUUGUUGGCGGAUGCUGCUUUUUAAAGCUCUGUAAAGGCUAUGUUCCUCUGGUAUUAAACUUCCUUGUGUUAAUCCGACGUCCCUGCGUGCUGAUAGUCAGUGAACAAUUAUCCUCAAAACAUUCGAACUCGUAACAUUGAGUUGCUCAACGUAAUUGACUCCUUACCCAUGCCUUACAUAUCUUUAAUCAGUACAUGAGAGUGCUAUGCUGUUUUUGACGCCUGCUGUGACUAAGAAAAAUAGAGAAUUCUUUUUCACUGUUUGUUUUGUAAGACUUGUUAUUCACCGCCAGUAACCUCAUAUUUGACUUAGGUCUAAACGUUUAGACCCAAGUCAAAUUUAGAAGGAUUUGUAUGGUGUCAUCAGAGCAUAACUGGGCCAAUGUCUCAGAGACAAUUUGUCCCGAAAUGCUAGUUUUUGGCAAGUAGGCCUCUUGGAUGUUGCUCUUUUCAGAAUAUCCUGACAAAUCCCAUAAUGUCACAAAUUAACACCUUACUCUUACCAUAUUUCAUUUCUUACUAUUCCUCCGCAUGUACACUUGAUCAGUUCCACAACCACGACGCCGAAGUGUCGCUCCGUAGCGUCUUGUUAAAGUAUUAAAGUUAUCUUACCUUAGCGUAAAUCCUCUAUUACCCCCACCCCUCCCCCCGCCGCUGGGGGGCUUAUUAAUUUCAAGUACGUUUGAGAGUAGUCUCCCUCGCAGCCUUUAUUGUGUCGUCACGCAACGCUCACUCCCAGCCGUUUUUGUCUCGUCACGCAACGCUCCUCCCCAACAAAUGGCUGCUGACAUUCGAACCACAUUUCUUUCCUGAAUUGAGCCAAUCACAGCUUUGGUUCUAUUUUCUGUAACUAUUUCGCACCAAAUAAUCCUUUAACAUGUUGUCCAAUCAUAGCCUGCUUUCUAUCGUAUCAUGUAUAGUUGUUCAGAUACGGCGCUGAUGAACUGGAAAACGUCAAAUCCAACAAAUAUCUUGGACUCAUAAUGAGUCCUUUUGGAAACUUUAAUCUCGCUAGGCAAGAGCUGAAGAAAGUUGCACUUUAAGCACUCUAUAAAUUACGGAAAGAGACGGGAAACCACUUCAAGAAAAUAUAAAAUUAACGAUGUAGUUAUUUGAUGCACUGAUAUCUCCCAUACUCUUUUAUGCGAGUGAAGUGUGGGUGAUUGAUUGCAAUGGACAAUUAGAAAAGGAUCCAGCAGAAUUAGUUCAAAAUAAAUUCCUAAAGUGGUUGCUGGGAGUUAAUAAAUACUGCAAUAACAAUGCGUACAGGGCUGAGACAGGAAGGUUCCCAAUGAGAAUUAAAGCCUAAUGUAGGAACUUUAAGUUCUAGUUAACCUUAACCAAAAAUGAAAACAAAUUAUCCCAAAUAGAAUACAUGACAUUGAAUGGAAAGAAAAUAAAGCUCUCUGGAGCAAAAAAACCAAAAGCUUAUUGGAACAGAUAGGAUAAGGAGAACUCUGGAUGACAGCACACUAUGCGGACAAGGGAAUCGUAAACAUGAUAAGGCAACGACUUAAGGAUAUCCAACUACAACUAGUAGUAAUCAAAGAUUAAUAAGUGCGUUCGAAGUUCAAUGAAUUUAGCUAAAAUCAUACAAAAACAGAGGAGGAAAUUAGUUGAGAGAUUAAAUGAGAAAGACGAAGUAUUUAAAGAGCAACAUGAACAAUAGCAACUUUAAUAGUGAAACCCAAAUAUGUAACCAAAGAUGUUUAUCUACUUAGUUACAAUGUAGUUUAGAUACUGAUUGUGGGAGACUAACUUUUGUAACAGUAACAUGAAUGAUAGUAACUUGAAUAGUUACAAGGGAUUGGUUAGUUGCAAGGGAAAAUGUAACAAAACAUGUUAGUCUACUCAGUAUCUUGAAAAACUGAAAAUGAUAGAGUAGAUUUUAUAACAACAACAUGAGGCUAUGAUGAAGUUCAAAAUGCUAUGAAAAUUAGAUUUUUCCAUGUCUAAACGUUUCGUGUCUGUGUGUCAUAGCAUUGUUUAACAAUUUUUCUUAACUUAACAGUAACCUGGAUGAUACUAACUCGAUUAGUCACAAGGUAAAAUGCAAUAAUUAAAACAUGUCAAUCUACUCAUUUACAAUGUAGUUCAGAUACUAAAUGAGUGAGACUAAUUUUUGUAACGGUAACAUGAAUAAUAGUAAAUUGAAUAGUUUCAAGAAAGUUAUGAAGUUGGUAAUGCUAUGAAACUUUUUGCAAUGUUUAAAAGUUCUGGUGUUUGCAUGUCAUACCAUNUUACUAAAGCAACAAAAUGAGAACCUACCCGGCGGUUAUAGACAGUUACAAAUGUGAAGAUUACCUACAUCAGGUCACCAAUACGCGACACAGAAUAGCUCUAACAAAAUUGCGACUUAGCAACCACAAAUUAGCCAUAGAGACAGGACGUUAUUCGAGACCGUUUAAGAAACCUGCGGAAAGAAUUUGCCCAAGCUGUAAAAUAGAAAUGGAGGACGAAUACCAUUUUCUAAAUAUAUGCCCUGCUUACCAGGAAAAAGAUGGUCGUUACUAGAUUAUUUUGAUGAAAGAAUAUAGAAUAAAAAAAAGCAGAAUGUCACCUAACAAAAUAUUCAUGUUUUUAAUAAACCCCCCCAGCGGAAAUGCUGAAAUACAAAAACUAAUAGCAAAACAUGUAUUCAAAUGCUUUGAAAAAAGGAAAGGGGUGAAGACGGCAAAAAGUAAAAGUAUUCUAGGACUUAAUUAAUAACUUAUUAGCCAUAUAUGGUUAGGAACUUUUUGUUGUUUGUAAUUUUAGUUAUUUGGAAAUAGUUGAUAUACUAUUUAUUGUAUGAGACUCCAAGUAAAUAAAAUAUGUAUAUGUAUGUAUGCCUUGGAUGGCAAAUUCCAGGGGGUGGGGACUCUUGAGCUGUCAAAUCCCCCGGGAUGGGGACGAAAAAGAAGGACAAGUGCCCCGUCCUCCGUCAAUACUGCAAUUUCUUUUUAUUGAUCGCACAGUCGAAUAGUGCCGUUUUAAGCAUUUUAAUGAGCGAUUUUUUUUCAAUUAACGUCUUCCUCUGUAAUAGCACUAGGAUUCUCAUUAAGACUUCACGCCACGUAGCCUGCGAAAACAUCCGUUUCUCCUCGCUCUUCGCCGCUGGGGACGUUCCGCGCGAAACGUCCCCAGCGGCGAAGAGCGAGGAGAAACGUAUGUUUUCGCAGGCUACACGCCACGACGACACGCACCAGUUUAUAAUUUUAGUACUGAUGUAAAAUUAUUGACAUUAAAAUUAACAGAGCGCUGUAACGUUAUAUGUUAUGAAUAGUUUUAUAAAUAUGAAGGGAUGCUUUUCAAAUAAUAUCAACAGAAAUUUGAUUCAAUGACCAAAAAACGUUGGUUCACGUCGAUAGUUGACUGGAUAGCUCCCGAUUUCGCUAUGUAAUUCUGGCUUGAUAAGCAAUGAAGAAAUGCAUGCUUAAAAUCAAGAACAUGCCUUUACAACCCUCUUCAAUUUUUCCCGCCCUUGACAGAUGAGCCAAUCUGCUUUCUUUAACAGUAAAAUCCUCUGUUUAGUUAUAUUCUGAUAGGGAACCGCGUGCGUGUCAAAGGCUCGGGAAUGGCCGCGGGGUUGCAAAUGCCCGGCCCACGGGCAGCACAAACUUUGCAAAUGCCCCAACCCCAGGACUAACAAGGCGGGCAAAUGCCCUGCAGUAGCCCAGGGGGGGCUGGGCGCAGCUGGAAUUGAAUGAUGCGUAAAGCAUUAUUUUUGUUUUUUGCAGUUCCAAUGAUUUUUUUAGAGACGCGCAUGCUUUUAUCUGGCCUUGUCUGGUCUGCCUCUACAUGCGACAGGACUGAAGGAAUAUGCUGGUAAUCAGGAGCUUUGGGUUAAUAAAACAGUUGGAAAGAAUGUGGUUCGAAUGUUGGGGAGGAGUGUUACGUGACAAGAUAAACACGGCUGCGAGGGAGACUCGUCUGAGGGCGGUUUAUUAGAGUGAGGGGAGGGGAGGGGAGGGGAGGGGGGGCGCUUAUUUAAUUUAGCGAAGAUGGUGGUAGCGCUCCUUAAAGAAGUAGAAUUCAAAGUGGAAAAGCUCAUGUAUGCAGCCGAGGAUCAAAAAUAAAUCCAAACUUCCAACACGUUAUAAUACUAUCCCGGUUCAGUCCAAAUGAACUUGUACAAUUUAUGUUUUCAUCUUUAUUAUAUUCCUGGCUAUUUACAGUAUAAUUGAUCUGGGAAGGGCGUGUGAAUGCAUCUGGCUACGGGCCUGGCCGAGGAUAAUUCUUUAGAAAAACCUCUUGCCUUCUCCCACGUCUUUGACCUCAGAGCUUUCGCGCCGCUGUAUGUCAACCACAAACGAAAAACACACCAAAUAACUACCUGAUGCGCACGCUACUUCAAAUAGUAGUGGAGAAAUGAACUUCUCGGGAAGCAACUGACGUACAUUUUAACGCCUUCGUAAAUUUCUAAGAUCAAUAUCAUUACCGCCUUUUUAUGUAGGCUAUUUAUUUAAGAGAUUGGUAUCGAGAACCAUUCGAGAUAAAAGUAAACAAGAGUAAGAAGGCGCGGGUCACGUAUUUGAAAAGAAAGGUUCCUCUAAAACUUCUUUUUACACUACUAAUGCAAAUAACGUUUCAGCGAAAAAUCAGUAAGAAACAAUAAUAUAAACCACAGUGUUCAGCACUUAUUCAACUGAAUGUUUGAAUCAAAGAAUAACCUUGGAAGGUGCAGAAAUUUCAGCCGAGAAAAAGUCUUACCGUCGAAUGCCAGGGAAACGAUGGAAAUAUCAGAAGUCAAGCCCGCGUGCGCCCGUUCCUUUUCCUGGCUUUGGGUGGAUGUUACGAACCCAGCCCACCCCAAACACUUGUAGAAAAUCAUAAAACGGCAGACUGAUCGUUGAAGCAAGGCGAUAAAGGGAAGCAAAGGUGGCGCAGUGGUGAGAGCACUCUCCUCCCAUCAAUUCAAAGUAGACAGACUGCAAAUCAUCUUAGUUGCUAAAAAAAUAUAUCUACGUGUCGCAACUGUUCAUCAGUAGGAUGCCUAAAAUGCGUGCAAUUCCACCAUUGGUUUCGGCUCCAUGUGGUCCGGCCCGGGUUCGAACGUAUGCCAUAUGCGAGUUGAUUUUUUUGUUGGUUCUUUCCCCGGGGUUCUCUCCGGGUACUCCGGUUUUCCCCUCUUCUUAAAAACCAACACUUUCAAAUUCCAAUUCCAUCUAAGAAAUCACGGACACGUUUCGACCAGAGUACUCCGUGAGUCAACAAAUUACAAAUUGUUUUAAUUUAUGAAGAAGUAAUCAAAAGGAAAAAACGAAAAAAAAUAUUUAAACAAAUAUAUAUUUUUUGUUCUAUUCCUUUGUUUACUUUUUAAUCGCCUUGGCGUCUUAUUAUUUUCUGCAAGUUACCGUAAAAAUCCGAAAAUAAGCCCAGGGGCUUAUAUUUCUCAAAGGCCCUUUUUGUGGGGCAUAUUUUUGGAGGGGCUUAUCUACGAAGGGAAAUUUGCGUUUCAAAAUCGAUUGGGCUAGCUUGAUAGUUAGAAGGAAAUUUACCGUUCUUGCUUUGUUUUACUAGUUUGAGGGCAAUUUCCAAGUACAAGCCCCGGGAGGGGCUUAUAUCUGGAGGGGCGAUUUAACGCAGGGUUUUUUGCGUUACGAAUUUGGAGGGGCUUACUUUCGGCAUUUUACGAUAUUAUGUAUUGAUCCAGGUCUACAACUUAACUGGGAGAUCUGGCACCACUCAACGGUUUGUCGCUGUAGACUGCUGAUAUUCAGGGCGUAAGAAGCUAGGGUAGCUUCUUACGCCCCGCUGAUAUUUUAUGUCUUGGCGCCCCAAUCACUCAUGACCGUCUCAUAUAUCUGGAAAAUGAUUUGCACGUGCAAGAAAGAGAAGCUAACUCCCGGGGAUAUCUGCUUCUGCUAAAAGUAGAUGUGUUGAAAGUAAAGACAUCCAGGCAAUCCAGUUCUCAGAAAUUGCUCACUAAAGACAAACAAAAUAAAGAAAAACCCGUGCGCACCCUUUCAUCAUGCAGCUUAGGUCCCCAGUCCCCACGGGUUUUUUCUUUCACACUGUCAAAAUCAAAAUGGCCGCUAUCGGACCGUGAUUUUUGAAUCCAUCAGUUCUUGGUUUUAUCUUCCUUCGUGUGAUUUGAUCAAAGUGACAAGAUCUUGUUACUAAAGGUAAGAACGUUUUCAAUACAUUAUGGAUAUAUUCAGUUGUGAAAGUCAAAUGAUAGCUGCUAGCUACUCGGAUGAGAACACACACACAUGAUCCCGAGUCCUACUACUUUCGGGCUCGAUAUCGGGCCAUCAGAUCCUAAUAACAACGGACCUGAACUUGGUUUCCCAGAUACAAAUAUCUAUCUGCUGUUUUUAAAUUGGGAGCAACUUCAGAAUACCCGGCCACAUCAUUCACAUUUGUCGGAACGCUUUAAAGAACGAGGUAUAACACAAUAGGCACUUUUGUUAUUCAAUGAUAUGCAAAGAAGUGGCCGGGUAUUCUGAUUUCCAAGCAUAUUACGUUGUUUGAUACCUAUCUGAAGGCUUCAAUAAGCUUUAAACUUAGCUUAUCAUGAUUUACUAUUCCAUCUAAAUGACGUUUGCUUUCCUAACACGGACGUCGAGCGUUGUCAUGUAUUAUCUUUGCCUUUGAAUACAGCCGUCUCUCCUCGCUCUUCACGGAUAGCAGGCUACUUGUAUCUAAGCAAUUUGGAAGAAAAUAGUUGUAUUCAAUAAGCGUCUUGUUUACUUUGUUGUUCAAUUCAAUGUCCACAUUAGUUAUCUACUGCGAUUUCUUACAACUAGUUGGAUUUUAUUAAAACAAUUAUUCCUCUCGCUUUCAUGGCCUCUGAGUCAAUAGCCCACACGGCUUUCGACCUCAUGGGCUAUUGACUCAGAGCCCAUUCAGGCUCGAAGAAUAAUAUUGUUUAUUAGUAUAUACACACUCAGUGAUCUUGGUAAUUCAAGCAAUCUGAUGGUCAGCUAUCUCGGACUAUGAUGUUAUAUUCACCGCGCUAGGCGGUGAUUAUAAAGUAGAACAAAAUCGCUGUCGGGAACUGGGUGUUUUGCCAAAGUUUCAUAGUAAAGCCUUUUUGAAAAUACACGAAUAUCCAAGUGCUGAUGACUUUGAAGGCAAGAAAAGACUUCAUGGUGUUUAAACAGCGUGAUUUAUUGUGAAGUGGUUUACUGUAGCUGACUUUUUGUACGCUCAUGUUUACCACUACAGAGGAAAACGAGGUCGCUUUGUCACUGUUUUGUGAUUUCGGGAUUCAGGUUCUCGCAAGACCAAUUUUGCCUAUAAAUAGAAGUUAAUUUAUGGAGAAAAGAGGAAGGCAAAUAUUUUCGAAAAUUGUAUGUGCCAGCAAGUUAACAAGGCAAAGACCUUUGGAGAUAAACAACGCUCAUCUUGAUCAUAGCCGCUGUUGACAGCAUUUGCAAGAAGCAACAAAGAAAACUUUCUCAUUGACGGUGAGUUGACAGAAACAAAUAAAGCUCUACUUUUCUUCUCAGAAUUGGGUGGUAAUUUAAAUUUUUGGCGUUUUCUUUUAAACCGUUGAUGCUAAAGCUUACAAAACUCGAUACAAAAAGAUUAAAACUAUCAUUUGCCAUGUUUGAAGAUACUGCAAAGAUCUAACUUUUGUGCAUCCACUAAUUACAGCUUCGUGUUCACGCAUGAACUCACCCUUCAAUCAAACUAAUCGUUUUUUAAUGGUUUCCUUUCUGAUUCUGUUGAGAUCACUUCGUGUGAAUAUACUAAAACAAGUAUUCACCUUUGGUGAAUAAUUGUUAAUUAUUAUUUGGACCAAAUGAAUAAGUGAUAGGUUGUAUUAAUAAAUCAAACUGUGACACUUCAUGUUAACUGAUCCAAAAACUUUUUCACCUGUGAGUCCUGUUUACCUUAAGCAUAAAAAUCCCCAAAGAUACAAAAUAAAUGCAUCCCAUAGGACACAAAGAUUGGUCAAGCAAUAUGAAGAUGUUUUUCUAGAAUAUCCUGUUUGCGUAAUUUCUGUGGUUGUUGUUAACGACGCAUAAUAAAUUUCUUUUAGUCUUUGUUGUACUUUAAAAUAGAAGGAGUAUAUUUUUAUUUCAGUAAACUGUAAUACAGAGGUUUGGAGUCUGUCUUUAGAUUAACUCCCUGGUUACAUAAAGGCCAAAGCAUUUUCAAUUUAGGGACGGUUCAUUAUUUAUAGAGAUGACCAGGUAGGGAAAAAAAUAAAAGCCUUCCUCCUUCUUUCUAAAUCCCACCAAAAAAGCACAAUGCUUUCUUUGCCCGUUCAGUAUUUGGGGUCAAAUUUUCCAAAGCCUACAUUCAAUUUGACACUGAUUUGAAGUGAGUAACUUGUGAAAAUCAUGGAAUGUUUAUUUACAACUGGAGCAACUAGUGUAUGGUCAGAUAUUUGGAACAAAUACCAUGACUUGGAAGAACCUUUGGAGUUUUCCAACCUGGCUAAAUAGAACUUCUUGUGAUGUAAAAGUUUCGCUGAAAGUGUUCAACAUUUUUUUUAAGGAAUAAGUUUCUACAAACCUGUGUUUAAAAUGUGUUGAGAACACAUUCGCGAGACGAUUCGAGAGGUCAUUCAAUACUAUGUUCCAGGUCUCUGUUGAAUCAGCAAGACAUGGAAAGACUGGUAACUAAUGCAAAAAUUAAACAAAUUUCUAUAUUAUACUACAUUGAUUUAUUAGAUUCUGUUAUAGUGACCUGUAUGAAAUUUUAAGAACAUCAACUGUUUGCAAACUCAAUCAAAACCAUAAAAUUCCUCUUCCUCUGAAUUGCUUUGAAAGACAAACCAUAUCUUAUCACUUUCAUUGAUGCUAUAACAUUCCCAUUUGCCAGAAGUUGUGUCUUACUCUGGGUCAGGCCCACUUGACAAUUCUGUAAGGACAAUAUCCUCCUCACUUUUUUCCUCCCCUGAGUUGUCAAUGUCUUUGCUGUUGUCUUUUGUCCCAUUUUCCUUUGCUUCCUCGUCAGUAGACUCAUUUAUGUUCCUGUUGAUCAUCCUCACCAUAAAGCACACACAACAAGAUUCGCCUUAUCUUUUCAGCUUUGGUGCUGUUGCUUAUGAGUUUGUAAUGUUUAAGAUAUUUAUUGAGCUCAGACACAAGCAACUUUUGUAAAUCUCCAGACUCCACGAGAUGGUGCUAGGCAUAUUCUUCAAAUGUUUUGGACAUCAAUUUAUGCUUUUGUUCUGUGCGCCCCCUUGUUCUCUUAAAAAUGCUGCUUUGUUGUUUGAGAUCUUCUAUAUUGAGCAAUAUACAUGUUUGUCUUGAUCAAGUGCGUCUCUAUGGCGGAAUUAUCUGAAAACUGCUGUAUCUCCUCUUCCGUUGAUAACAUGCCUGCAUUAAACAUUUUCUUUAUUUUUACACAUGGUUGAAAAUCAUCUGGCACUCGAGGUUGCCCUUUUCUGUGGUAGUUGGUGUCUCAUUGACCGAUUUAAAAUGGGUGGGAUUUUCAGGAUGUGGCACAGGCGGGGAAAUACGUUUCAUGGGCACCCGUUUCUUUAGCCUGCUUCUUCCUCUUCUUUUUUUUCUUUGCUUUUGGUGAUGCAUUUCACUAAAUUAAAUAACCCUCCCUCUCAAAUAAUCCUUACUCUCUGUUAAACAUGCUUUAAACAAAAUAAGCCCCCAGGGAGUUUAAAGGGGAUUUACAGUAAUACAGGUUCCACUAUUUUUUGUAUUAAAGCUGCAUGAUGAGCCUUAGUUACCAUUUAUAAAUGCGUGUUAUUUUACAAACCACAGGGAAGUCUCUGAUCCAAAUACACAGUAAACAAAUGAUUAAAUUAACCCUGUUGAUGGAUUCUCCAUGUUGAAGGGGUCAUGUAAAGUUGUAGUCAGUUUAUGACAGGUCUAAAACUACCUUUUCAUAGGCAGGUAUCUAAUUUUCCACAUCUUCCUAACAAAAAUAAUAUCAUUGUGCAUUUACCUGAGAAUGUUUCUUUUUCCUGCCAAAGGGUACCGUAACUAUAACACGUUAUAAGAAGAACAAACUCAAUGUCCUUUGAGUGCCUGCAGUGCAGCAAGUGCUUUAGUCUAGCAGAAAACCUAAGGACUCAUGAAAGAGUUCACACUGGGGAAAAGCCUUAUGAAUGUCAACAGUGUGGCAAGUGUUUUCGUGCAGCAGGACACCUAAAGGGACAUCAAAGGGCUCACACUGGGGAAAAGCCUUAUGAAUGUAAACAAUGUGGCCAGUGUUUUGGCCGAACAGGAGACCUAAGGAUUCAUGAAAGAGUUCACACUGGGGAAAAGCCUUACGAAUGUAAACAGUGUGGGAAGUGUUUUGGCCGAGCAGGACACCUAAGGAGUCAUGAAAGAGUUCACACUGGGGAAAAGCCUUAUGAAUGUAAACAAUGUGGCAAGUGUUUUAGCCGACCAGGAGAACUAAGGAUUCAUGAAAGAGUUCACACUGGGGAAAAGCCUUAUGAAUGUAAACAGUGCGGCAAGUGUUUUCGUGUAGCAGGACACCUAAAGGGACAUCAAAGGGUUCACAAUGGGGAAAAGCCUUAUGAAUGUAAACAAUGUGGCAAGUGUUUUAGCCAAGCAGGAGACCUAAGGAUUCAUGAAAGAGUUCACACUGGGGAAAAGCCUUAUGAAUGUAAACAAUGUGGCAAGUGUUUUAGCCAAGCAGGAAACCUAAGGAUUCAUGAAAGAGUUCACACUGGGAAAAAGCCUUAUGCAUGUAAACAAUGCGGCAAGUGUUUUAGCCAAGCAGGAAACCUAAGGACUCAUGAAAGAGUUCACACUGGGGAAAAGCCUUACGAAUGUAAACAAUGUGGCAAGUGUUUUGGCCAAGAAGGAGACCUAAGGAGUCACGAAAGAGUUCACACUGGGGAAAAGCCUUAUGAAUGUAAACAAUGUGGCAAGUGUUUCGGCCAAGCAGGACACCUAUGUAGUCAUGAAAGAGUUCACACUGGGGAAAAGCCUUAUGAAUGUAAACAAUGUGGCAAUUGUUUUGGCCAAGCAGGACACCUAUGUAGUCACGAAAGAGUUCACACUGGGGAAAGGCCUUAUGAAUGUAAACAGUGUGGCAAGCGUUUUAGCGGAGCAGGAGACCUAAGGAGUCAUGAAAGAGUUCACACUGGGGAAAAGCCUUAUGAAUGUAAACAGUGUGGCAAGUGUUUUAGCGGAGCAGGAGACCUAAGGAUUCGUGAAAGAGUUCACACUGGGAAAAAACCUUAUGAAUGUAAACAGUGUAGCAAGCGUUUCAAUGAAACAGGAAGGCUGAGGAAGCAGGUUGAGUCACGUAAAUGUUCCCGGAAAAACAAAAGUCUUUCUAAACAUUUGGAAUCGUGCAAGCUGAAGAGAGCGGGAGGAAAAAAUGUUAAUGCUAGAGCCGAAGGAUUUACAAACAACCUUCAAACACAGAGGGAGACUGGAAACACUAAUCUAGCAGAUGCACAAGUGGUCAUUUUUGAGGAUUACAGCUGCUGGAUUUGUCAAGAGGAGAUGAGUAGUGAGGCUCUUCUUCUUCAACAUUAUGAAAAUCAUAUGACCUAUGUUUGUGAAGAUGACUCUUAA
Porites evermanni is the source of this 14086-nucleotide messenger RNA. The record is from the annotation of a GenBank genome assembly. NCBI's taxonomy places the organism in Eukaryota, Metazoa, Cnidaria, Anthozoa, Scleractinia, Poritidae.